This is a messenger RNA of Rosa rugosa (rugosa rose), 1689 nucleotides long. RefSeq lists its product as uncharacterized. Lineage: Eukaryota; Viridiplantae; Streptophyta; Magnoliopsida; Rosales; Rosaceae. The coding region runs from base 1 to 1689 and encodes 562 amino acids. The transcript is spliced from 3 exons. The record is from RefSeq and is a predicted model, not a curated record. Gene Ontology annotation, molecular function: nucleic acid binding; RNA-DNA hybrid ribonuclease activity.
AUGAAGGCUAGACAUGGUGCAAUGGCAGUCAAACUCGAUCUAGAGAAAGCCUAUGACUUUCUUGAUUGGAAUUACAUUUGUUGUGUUUUAUCGAAGUUCGGUUUUAGUUCUAAAUGGAUUGAUCUGAUUAUGGAAUGUGUCUCCUCAGUCUCUUUUUCAAUUCUUAUUAAUGGUAAGGCUAAGGGACACUUUAAACCCUCGAGGGGUCUUAGACAAGGAGAUCCAAUCUCUCCUUACAUUUUUAUUCUUUGUACGGAACCUUUAAUUCGAAGUCUUAAUGCAGCAUCUACUACUUCUAAGCACCAUGUUGGUUUACUUUCUUCGCCGAAUGGUGUUCGAGUUUCUAACCUUCUUUUUGCGGAUGAUUGUCUGAUCUUUGGUAGGGGCUCUCCUAAAGCUGCUCGGAAUAUCACAAGGAUUCUUUCUAGAUUUGCUGCUUGCUCUGGGCAGCACAUUAAUUCAGAUAAAUCCUCUGUCUAUUUCUCCUCUAACUUAAAUGCUUCAACUAAACUCCAUAUUGCUAAUAUUUUGGGUAUUCAACAUCGAACUACUAUAGGCAAAUAUCUAGGUGUUCAUAACAUUAUUUUCUGGAAAGAUCCCCUGAAUGCUAAAGAGUUGCUUGUUAGAAUUUCAAAAAAGCUUAGUGGUUGGAAGAGUUCCACACUGUCUAGGGCUGGGCGUCUCACUCUUCUAAAGUCGAGCGCUUCUGUUGUGCCUAUCCAUGUUCUUUCUUGCUUUAAAUGCCCUCAUUUUGUUUUAAAGUCCAUAGAGAAGGAAAUGAGGAAUUUCUUUUGGGGCAGCUCUGGUUCUCCUCCGGUGGCUUGGGAGCAAGUUUGCUUGCCGAAGUCUAAAGGAGGGCUUGGUAUUAGACCGCUGGUUGAUGCGACUAGCAGAGCCUCUAUAGAUCUAGACGAGUCUGUUUCAGACUAUUUAGUUAAUGGAGUGUGGAAUAUUGAAAAACUCUCUCAAUAUUUAGAGUCCUCGAUUGUUAGAGAUAUCUCCUUUGUUAAUCUUCCAUUUUCUGACAAGGAAGAUGAGUUUGUCUGGCGGUCGACUUCUGAUGGGAAAUUUUCCAUCAAAUCGGCCACUUGGUCUCAAUGCAAUCAGAAUGUUCACCCUAAGGCUAAUUUGCUGAACAAAAUUUGGAAGCUCAAUAUACCACCAAAAGCAAAACAUUUUGCUUGGCUUCUUGUUAGAGAUAGACUAAAAACAAGAGCAAGACUUUCUCGCUUCAAUUCUAGACUUCUAGUAUCAAUCCUAUUUGUGGCCUGUAAUGCACCAAUGGAUGCUUUGGAAAAUUGUUUGCUUCUUUGUUGGCAAAUAUGGAAAAAGCGUAAUGAUGUUUUGUUCAGGGAUUCGGGGUUCAGUCCGGCUUCUGUAGUGCAUGCUUCAGCCUCCUUUUGUGCUGCCUACAGGACCCACAACCCCCGUUCUGCUACGACUUCCAAUAGCUUAAGUGAAGUCAUUAAAUGGCACCCGCCGCCUGAAAACUUCGUCAAGCUCAAUUUUGAUGGGUCUAUUUCUUCUUCCAACCAGGCUGCUACGGGCUUUGUUAUUAGAAACCACUUUGGUGACCCCAUUGUUGCUGGUUCGAGGUCAAUUGGAUCUUCAACGGUUCCUUUGGCUGAAUGUAUAGCUCUAAAGGAUGGCCUGUUAGCUGCUAAGCGAUUCAACCUGGACCAUAUUUAG